Molecule: messenger RNA, 1125 nt
Organism: Penicillium taxi
Lineage: Eukaryota; Fungi; Ascomycota; Eurotiomycetes; Eurotiales; Aspergillaceae
Gene: pex10
Product: ubiquitin-protein ligase peroxin 10
Exons: 1
Coding region: 1-1125 (374 amino acids)
Biological process (GO): protein import into peroxisome matrix
Cellular component (GO): peroxisomal membrane
Molecular function (GO): zinc ion binding
Source: RefSeq, a predicted model, not a curated record
AUGGCUGAUGAGGAUCCUCAACUCUCACUCUCAACGUCCAACACCACUCUCAGCUCACCGACCUCCCAUUUCUAUCCUUUCGCGACCUCUCCAGACAUAAUCCGCUCCCAUGAAAAGGAUUUAUAUACUACUGGUAGCCUUAUAAAUCAAGCCCAGAAUAUUAUACGAUCUCUACGUGGCGCCCGGUAUGCCCAUGCACACUCCGACACCAUCAAACACCUCACCUCACUACUCUACCUUUCCCUGACCACAGCCAUUGGCAACCGUACUCUCGGCGAAGAAUACUGCGACAUUGUCCAAUUAGAAGAUGACACACUACGUCUUCCAGAAAUUACACGGCGCGUCGGUUACAUCCUGAGCAGUAUUCUCGUCCCAUGGGGACUACAACGGCUCUUACCCGCACUACGGCAGCGUGUGCGGAACAAGCUCGAGCGUAACAUUGCUCGCCAGCAGCUCCGAGAGACACAACAAGCCGGCCUAUUAAAUAAAUCAAUUCCUACCCUCAUCAAGCCAAAGCCUUUCUUUACCAAACUGCGAAUUCAGCAAUAUCUCCUCGAACACCUGGGCUCCAUCACCUCUCUCUCCCCUAUCUACGCCCUCAGUAUUGCAACGUUUUAUUUUACAGGCUCUUAUUACCACCUCUCUAAAAGAAUAUGGCGUCUUCGCUAUGUCUUCACAAAAAAGAUUGAUGAUAGUAACCAGCGUAUCGGGUACGAGGUGCUCGGCGUGCUGAUGGUGCUCCAGAUUGCUGUGCAGGGGUUCCUGCAUAUACGCAAGAUAGGGCAAAGUAUGAACAGUGACGAGGAUCAAGUUAAAAAUACUGGAGACAGUUCUGAGGGUGAGGCGCUUAUAAAUUCGAUCCAGAACCCGGCUGCUGUGCCGUUGCUGCCUGGUUCGGCGGUGCGAUAUGAUCUUGAAGAGGAUCCAGGUGCGGUUGCGUGGAUCCCUGAUGGACAGCAGCGGAAGUGUAUUUUGUGCUUGGAUGCAUUCAAGGAUCCCUGUGUGACUACAUGUGGACAUGUAUGUUGCUGGGUCUGCAUUAGGGAUUGGGUUCGCGAAAAGCCCGAAUGCCCACUUUGUCGGCAGGAGGUGCUGCUUUCUAAAGUUCUUCCCCUAAGAGGAUAG